Jaculus jaculus (lesser Egyptian jerboa) is the source of this 2500-nucleotide messenger RNA. It is a transcript of the gene F2rl1, whose product is annotated as F2R like trypsin receptor 1. The transcript has 2 exons. Gene Ontology annotation, cellular component: membrane. Lineage: Eukaryota; Metazoa; Chordata; Mammalia; Rodentia; Dipodidae. Bases 134 to 1327 code for a protein of 397 amino acids. Gene Ontology annotation, biological process: positive regulation of Rho protein signal transduction; phospholipase C-activating G protein-coupled receptor signaling pathway; thrombin-activated receptor signaling pathway. The record is from RefSeq and is a predicted model, not a curated record. Gene Ontology annotation, molecular function: thrombin-activated receptor activity.
GAACCGGAUCCCGCCCAGGGGAAGAGCACCGGGACUGCGAUUUGCUUCGAGGCGGGUGAGACCGUGGCCGCUUCGGGGUGCGGCGAGUGGGUUUCCUCCCGCUUGCCCGUCGGGGCUGGCUGCUGCUGCAAGGAUGCGGGGUGCCAGAGCGGUGUGGCUGCUGGCCGGCGCCCUCCUGAUGGUGGCCUCGGCCUCGGGCAAUCGCACCUCCCAAGGAGCCAUCAGGCCCUCUAAAGGGAGGAGUCUUAUUGGUAAGAUGGGCACGGCCCCUCCAAUCUCAGGGAGAGGAGUUACAGUGGAACCCGGUUUCUCUGUGGAUGAGUUUUCUACAACUGUCCUCACUGGAAAGUUGACGACGGUCUUUCUUCCAGUCAUCUAUACCAUUGUGUUUGUGAUUGGUCUGCCCAGUAAUGGCAUGGCCCUGUGGGUUUUUCUUUUCCGCACAAAGAAGAAGCACCCCGCUGUGAUUUACAUGGGCAACCUGGCCUUGGCAGACCUCCUCUCUGUCAUCUGGUUCCCCCUGAAGAUCGCCUACCACCUACAUGGCAAUGAUUGGACUUACGGGAACACGCUGUGCAAGGUGCUCAUCAGCUUUUUCUACGGUAACAUGUACUGCUCCAUUCUCUUCAUGACCUGCCUCAGUGUGCAGAGGUACUGGGUCAUCGUGAACCCCAUGGUGCACCCCAGGAAGCAGACACACAUCGCCGUGGGUGUCUCUCUGGGAAUCUGGCUGCUGAUCACGCUGGUCACCGUCCCUUUGUACGUCAUGAAGCAGACCAUCUACAUCCCAGCCCUCAACAUCACCACCUGUCACGACGUCUUGCCGGAGCACGUGCUGGUGGGGGACAUGUUCAAUUACUUCCUCUCUCUGGCCAUCGGCGUCUUUUUGUUCCCAGCCCUCCUCACAGCGUCGGCCUACGUGCUCAUGAUCCGGACGCUCCGCUCUUCGGCCAUGGACAAGCAUUCGGAAAAGAAGAGGCAGAGGGCCAUCCGACUCAUCGUCACAGUCCUGGCCAUGUACUUGAUCUGCUUCACUCCCAGUAACCUUCUGCUCGUGGUGCAUUACUUCCUGAUCAGGAGCCGAGGCCAGAGCCACGUGUACGCGCUGUACAUCGUGGCCCUCUGCCUGUCCACCCUCAACAGCUGCCUCGACCCUUUUGUCUAUUACUUCGUGUCACAAGACUUCCGCGACCAGGCAAAGAACGCCCUCCUUUGUCGGAGUGUCCGCACCGUGCAGCGGAUGCAAAUCUCCCUUUCCUCCAAGAAGUUCUCCAGGAAAUCCAGCUCUUACUCUUCCAGUUCAACCACCGUCAAAACUUCCUACUGAGUCUUCUGUGGAGUGGAACCAUAGGGCAUGGAGCCCACUUAAUGUGGGGAGCUCGUGGGGGGGGGGAGGGCUGUCAUUUCUUAACCAAGCUAAUCUCAACACAGUCCAUGCGGAUAUAUCUCUUCACAAGAUAACCAGAAGCUUCCCCGUUUGCAUGGUGUAAGUGUCCCACAUUGGCAUGGGUGAGAAUUCUGCUACUCACCUGUCCUGGAAACUGACCUGGCAAAAGCAGAGGCUUUAGAACUUGGUGAAGUGACUGAGAAGCGGUGACUAGCAAAAACUGCACCUGGGAUGAAACCGUUUCUUCUACAUCUGGGCCCUGUCCUAGGCUGGAGAACCCUCAGGGAGCAUCAGCGGGAUGAGGAAGAUGAAGAAACUGAAUGAACACCCUGGUCAGAUCUCUUACCAUCCCCCUCUGACUGCCCUCUCUUGCUAGCUCCUUUCUUCCUCUGGAGAGCCCCCUUCUGAUCUCACGUGUCACUUAGUACUUUUAAAGGUGAUUGUUGCAGUAUUUAUUGUCAGUUUUGUUCAUUUGUUAUCAAAUAUGGAAUUAAGGUUGAUGGGGUAUGGACCUCAUCUAGUAACUGGGAGCCGGCCUUGGAUAACAGUAUGUAAACGUUCUUCAUCUAAACCACUGAUCCUGCUAAAUGUGCGUAUUCGUGGGCCUCAGUAAUGAGCGCCCAGACAUGGAGAAGCUGGCCCCUUUGCAAACUCAAACGAUGCUUCCGUACACAAAGGUUUGAGAACCAUGGCUUCUGCUUGUCCCAGGACACUGUGACAAUGUCUGCAAAGAAAAGCCAACCAGAAUGCUUUGUGUCCCUUUACGUUAGGUUUAUAGUGAAAUCUGCCUUAUGGCUUACUGGAGAUUUCACUUUUUUCCUUUAUUAACUAAUCUCUUUAGCUUUUCUGAGUACGUUAUUCAAGAAAAACUAGAUAAGGAACUUAAACAUGUAAAUACAAAUUUUGUACAAUCUUUCAGUGAUAUCAGUUUGAAUAAUAGACUUUUUUCAAGCUAAAAAAUACCACUUAGAACUUAGUUUUAUUGUUUUUUUAAUUUAGCAUGCACAGUUAUGGGUGUCAUUGUGACGUGUUUAUCUAUAACCCAUUCAUCUCCCUCUCCACCCGCUCUCCCUGCCCUCUCUUGCUAGCUCCUUUCUUCCUCCAGAGAGCCCC